This is a messenger RNA of Aspergillus melleus, 423 nucleotides long. Its product is annotated as CVNH domain-containing protein. The transcript is spliced from 3 exons. The record is from RefSeq and is a predicted model, not a curated record. The coding region runs from base 1 to 423 and encodes 140 amino acids. Lineage: Eukaryota; Fungi; Ascomycota; Eurotiomycetes; Eurotiales; Aspergillaceae.
AUGAAGCUUCAGCAAGCCCUUUCUGUUCUGUCCCUAGCGGCAUUCGCCGCAGCAGGUGAUUUUUAUGCGACCUGCAGAAUCGAUGACAUUCAGGAAAACCGAGUGAUGACUGCCAAAUGCGCGGGCUCCCGUGGCAAGUUGCACAAUUUCCUUGACCUUGACAAGUGCUAUGGUGUGAACGCUGAUGGAAACCUCAUCCCUCUGGAAAACGGUAAUUAUACUGGCCGUUGCCAGCUUUGCAGCAUCACCUACGAUGGGAAGAUGAUGUGCCAAUGCUUGGACGGCGAUGACAAGACUGUCAAAACUACUAUUGACUUGAAUGACAUCAUCUCUAAUGAUGAUGGCAUUCUUCACUGCCACGUUGGAGCCGGUGUUGAUGCUUCGUGCUUCCAGAACGGGAUGUGGGAUGACGAGUGCCCCUAG